Lachancea sp. 'fantastica' is the source of this 654-nucleotide messenger RNA. The record is from the annotation of a GenBank genome assembly. NCBI's taxonomy places the organism in Eukaryota, Fungi, Ascomycota, Saccharomycetes, Saccharomycetales, Saccharomycetaceae.
AUGCAGGAACAGCAGUUGAAGUAUAUGUCAGAACACGAUGCGUUCAGGCUGAUGCCUUCUGAUCACUGUUCAUCGCCAUCACCAGCAUCAUCAUCUUCCAAGUCAGCGAAAGAAGAGACUGUAUUUGACUUGCAAUACAAAUCACUUAUUGAUGAGGAGACAGUUCGCAUGAGAACUCUUCAGGAGAGGCUAUCAAGCGCCCAGCUCGCAAGGCAUUCUCAUAAAGAUUUCAAAGGGCAAGAUGAGAAUGAAGUUGCAGCUCGCUCGGUGUUUGUUGGAAACCUGAGUCAUCUCGUCACAGCUCAACAGCUACAAGAAAUAUUUAAGGGUAGCGUAAGCCGCGUCAACAGAGUAGAUAUCCAAGUCGAUACUAAGACGCAGUUGUCAAGGGGAUUUGCAUACGUUGAAUUUGCUCAGCCGAAAGACGUUGUGGAGGGUAUAAAGCUAAAUGGAAUGGUACUUCUCGAAAGGGCCUUGAAAGUGGUUCCCAAACGACCUCAAUCUGGUCAGAUUUUAAAUAGGGUUGGUUGGAGAGGGCAUUAUCCUAAACGGCGUCGUGGUCUUCACCAGGGUCAUUUGAGACCGUUCAUAAGGGGAAGUGGCAGAGGCUUCAUUCGAGGCAGAUCAAGAGGGAGAGGUAAGCGCUACAUUUGA